Adineta ricciae is the source of this 1680-nucleotide messenger RNA. NCBI's taxonomy places the organism in Eukaryota, Metazoa, Rotifera, Eurotatoria, Adinetida, Adinetidae. The record is from the annotation of a GenBank genome assembly.
AUGGGUUGUUCAGAAUCAAAGGUAGAGUCCAAAACGAUCGAGCCGAUAGAGACGAAGCCUUCUCCAUUGGCGAUCACACAACAUCUAGUAAAUGAUCCUCAACCAGUUCGUGUUGUGGAGAAUUUCGUUCUUCUCUGGUAUUCACCGAAUUCAUUAAAAGGUUGGGAAAAUAUUAAGACAGGGCUACGUAAACUUAUAUCUUAUAUAAAAAUCUUUUAUGAUUCCAAUGAAUGCAUUACCUAUAUCGAGAGUAUUCGAAUUGAACGAGUCAUUUUAUUGGUGCCAAACAUGGAUUCCUGGGUAACACCAUUGGAAAAACUGUCACAAGUAGAGAGAAUUUAUGUUUUCAAUGAUCAAUCGAACAUCGAGAGUUUUUGUCAACAACUGAAAACCGAUCUUGACCUAUGUGAACUCGAUCUCAUCAAUAUUACGGUUUUUCCUAAUCCCACUCAAAUUGGUGUAACAUCUGCAGAACUCAAACGACAAGAAGCGUCGUUUCUGCUCGGACAAUUAAUGCGAGAGAUGUUACAUCGCUUAAAAUUCGAAAAUAACGCCAAAACGGAAUUUGUUAACUUUUUUCGAAUGAAUUACGCUCACGAUGAAGAACAACUACGUGCCAUUAACGAUUUCGAAACGAAUUAUCGUCCGAAUAAAGCUUUAGCGUGGUUAAUGCGGCCGUGUUUUCUUCAGCGAGUUAUACAACGCCUCGAACGGACAUACGAAUUCGAUCUUCAUUACAAAAUCGCGUUUUUCGCUAAGCACGUUUGCAUACAAAUGAACAUUUUCCAAGAGAAUAUCUCGUUAGCUAGAGAAAAAAACUGGAUCGUCUAUCGUGGAAAGACAAUGCCUCCUGAAAUAUUCGAAAAUCUGCUGAAAAAUAAAUCUGGUUGUCUUUUUUCAAUUUCGGCUUACUUUAUAGCUGAAACGAAUAAAGAUUUUGCCGUUGAUUUCAUCUGUCGUCGUCUUAUGACGUAUCCGGAAAGAAUCGGCGUUAUCUUCGAAAUGCACAUCGAUCCAGCGGCUCGUAGUGCAAGAAGUCCAUGUGCUUGGCUUGAAGAAGUCUAUGGAUCGGAAACGAACGAAAAAGAAGGGAUUUUAUUUAGUGGACACUCGGCAUUUCGUAUUGAAGCUAUUGAAGAAGUCACUGAGCAAUCGAAAGCAAUGUGGUUAAUUAAACUGGUACUCGUGUCCGAUGAUGAUCCGCAGUUGCUUCGAAUUGUCUUAUCAUUACGUAGCAGCGAUGUUUAUACAAAUCCGUUGUCUUAUCUGGGCAAAUUGUUGAUGGAAAAAGGGGAUUAUGAACAAGCGGAAGAGUUCUUUCUUGCUCUACUUCUUGACCCAUCAGUGCUCAAUCAACCACAUCGCCUUGCACGUGUUCAUCGAGGUCUCGCUACGAAUUAUGCGUAUAAAGGCGAAUAUAGUAAAGCAUUGGGACAUUAUCAACAAGCGAUAGAACAUAGUUCAGCUUAUUUACCACCUGACCAUCCAGAUUUUGUUCCACUUUAUGAUGGAAUUGGUAAUUGUUAUUAUAAAAUGGGUAGUUAUCAAAAUGCCAUCGAAAAAUACGAAGAGGCUGCGAAAAUGCUCAGUAAAGCUAGUCAAUCUAUGAAUGAACAAUUAACCAGUGACUUAAAUACUCGUAUCGCCAAUACCAAAAAGUUACUGAGCCACAAACCAUGA